AAUUUCACAAAUUGAAAAGAAAAAGAAAGGAAGCAAGAAAGGUUUGUCCAGGGAUUACAGCAAAAUCACACCUCUCGACACUGUUCCGAUUCUUCUUCUUGGCCGGAGUUGACAGCGGAAACUUUAAUCUUCUUCUCCCACACUCAGCACAAUCAGAGAAGGUCUUCCUGGCUUCUGCAUGGAUUUUAUGGAUUUUCUGCACGGAUCGGGAUAGGAUUUCCUGGUGCUUUAAUCAGUUGGGAGAUGUUUUCCAAAUGAAAUCAUCAUCUUCAAGACAGCGACCAUUCAAGUACAUGAUGUUUAGGCAUAGCUGAACGAUCACCAUGCCUCGUAAGGUAAAUUAUGGAGUUAAUUACGAGGAAGAUUUUGAUGACUAUGAAGAUUAUGGUUAUGACUGUGAUGAUGGGUGCGGUUAUGCAGAGGAAGAUGGUACGCCACCAGAAACAAGGUCAAAACAGGAGUUGGAUAACGCUGGCGUUUGGCGUUGUCCCAUUUGCACUUUUGAUAAUGAAGAUACUAUGAAUGCAUGUGAUAUAUGUGGAGUGCUUCGUCAUCCAUUGGUCAAAAAUUGUGCCGGCAGCAAAGAAAAUGCAGUUGGUGGCAUAUGUAAAGAUUCUGGAGCAUCUGUAAUGGCGAAGUCUCUGUUUGCAUCGCUGCUGCUUCAGAAACCAAAAAAGGCUGUAAAUUUUGAAGCACAGAAUUACUCUUUUAAGACUGAAGACUGCUUUAACCUCUACAAGCCUGGAAAUAUGUGUGGACAUUUUCAUGAUUUACACACAGCUUUUUGCUCUCAAAGCCAUUGCAAGAUUGAUAUAGUACCUUUCAAGUUUGACCCCCAGUCUCCAGAUGAUUCAGUACUGAGUGGAAUAAUACCAUCCAGAUUACGUCCCAAAGCUGAUACUGACAAGGUCUUACAGUUAAAUGUCCCAUCAAAUAACAAACAACUAAGUACUGAAGUUAAAAAAGAUUUGGCUGCUGAAGGGCAUCCAAGCUCAUACACAUCAUUAGCAAAAGAUGAUUUGAAGGAUAGUGAUUCUUCCUCGAAAACUAGGGGAAAUGAUGGUGUUACAAGCAACUUGAAUGAUAUGUCUAUAUCAUCAAAGCCUCGCAGUGUGGAUACUAGAAAGAGUGACAGUGCAACAUCAAGCUCAAAGAAUAAGCCUCAGAAAGGUGUACAGCCUCCUCAAAAAGAAGAUAACUUCAACCAGUUAAAUCUUGCAAUUGUUGGCCAUGUGGAUUCUGGGAAGUCAACACUGUCAGGAAGGUUGCUACACCUUUUGGGGCGGAUUUCCCAGAAAGAAAUGCACAAAUAUGAAAAAGAGGCCAAGCUACGAGGAAAAGGGCCGUUUGCUUAUGCUUGGGCAUUGGAUGAGAGUGCUGAAGAAAGAGAGAGGGGAAUAACUAUGACAGUGGGCGUUGCUUACUUUAACACAAAAUGUUACCGUGUUGUUCUGCUUGAUUCUCCAGGUCACAGGGACUUUGUCCCAAAUAUGAUAUCAGGGGCAACACAAGCAGAUGCAGCAAUUCUUGUAAUUGAUGCUUCAGUAGGUGCAUUUGAAGCAGGUAUUGAUGCUACUGGAGGUCAGACGAGGGAGCAUGCACAACUUAUCAAAAGCUUUGGGGUGGAUCAGAUUAUAAUUGCUGUUAACAAAAUGGACGCAGCGGGAUACUCCAAAGAACGAUUUAAUGCAAUUAAGAAACAAUUAGGCACAUUUCUCCGUGCUUGUAAGUUUAAAGAUUCUUCAGUAGCAUGGAUUCCCGUAAGUGCCAUGGAAAACCAAAAUUUGGUGACAGGUCCAUCAGAAGCACGGUUGUCAUCCUGGUUCCAAGGUCCUUGCCUAUUGGAUGCAAUAGACUCUCUCCAACUUCCUCAAAGAGAUUAUUCGAAGCCAUUCUUAUUGCCGAUAUGUGAUGUUGUAAGGGCACAGUCUCAAGGACAAGUGUCAAUAUGCGGUAAGUUGGAGAGGGGAGCUCUUCAAACUGGAAAUGAGGUCCAGGUUUUACUUAUGCCAUCAAGAGAAAUGGCAACGGUGCGUUCUUUGGAACGUGAUUCUCAGGUUUGUAACAGUGCAAAAGCAGGAGACAGUGUCACUAUCAACCUACAAGGUAUUGAUGCAAAUCACGUGAUGGCGGGGGGUGUCUUGUGCCACCCUGAAUUUCCUGUUCCAGUUGCAAAUCAUUUGGAACUGAAGGUUCUCAUCCUGGACAAUUCCAUUCCAAUUUUAAUUGGCUCUCAGUUGGAGUUUCUUGUACACCACGUUAAAGAGGCUGCACGAGUUGUGAGGAUUUUGUCAUUGAUUGAUCCAAAGACCGGAAAGGAGACCAAGAAAUCACCUCGAUGUCUUCUGGCAAAGCAGAAUGCUAUCAUUGAGGUGGUUUUGCAAGGAAUGGUUUGCAUCGACGAGCAUUCUAAUUGUAAAGCUCUCGGAAGGGUCUCCCUCAGGUCAUCUGGAAGAACCGUUGCUCUUGGUCUGGUGACUAGAAUUAUAGUGAAGAAGGAAUAAAGAAACUUCCAGUACCAGAAUGAGAGCUUGUAAAUCCUUUCUCUUUGGGGCUGGUCAAUCUUUACAUGUACAUUACGGUUAUUCUAAUAGGAUUCCUUUUCUUGUUCUUUAAUCGAACUCUAAUUUUAUUUAGUUUCUUUCUUAAUGUGUUUAUGUAUAAUUUACUCGGAAAAGUGUAAACGCAUUGAUUGUGAAAGGGACAACUUUGAUUC
Nicotiana tabacum (common tobacco) is the source of this 2716-nucleotide messenger RNA. RefSeq lists its product as uncharacterized. The record is from RefSeq and is a predicted model, not a curated record. Gene Ontology annotation, molecular function: GTPase activity; GTP binding. Lineage: Eukaryota; Viridiplantae; Streptophyta; Magnoliopsida; Solanales; Solanaceae.